Molecule: messenger RNA, 624 nt
Organism: Corylus avellana
Lineage: Eukaryota; Viridiplantae; Streptophyta; Magnoliopsida; Fagales; Betulaceae
Source: RefSeq, a predicted model, not a curated record
UCUGCAAAAUUCUCACACACCCACAACAAAAAUGGAAGCUCUCAUCUACCAAUUCACCCUCCUUUCAAACCAAGCGUUGGAAGACAAAAGCUUCGAUCCAUCCAACAUCGAAGACCUGAUGAAGCUCUUCGAGAUCGAAUCCUACAAGUCGUGGGCAGCCAUGGAGCUGGAGCAGCAAAAAGAAGCCGAAGAAGCCGAGUCGGCCAUGCAGCAAGCCGAGGAGUACCUCGACUCGGCCAUGGAAAGCGCCAUGGACGAGUUCAGACGCUUUGAGGAGGAGCUCGAAAGCAUGUCGAAGGCGGAGAUGAACAGCCUCGUGGAAACCGCUGAGAAUGCUAGAAAGAUGGGGAAUUCCAUGGAGAAGAAGGCGGCCAUUGCUUCCAAGAGAUAUAUGGAGGCUGCCAUGAAUUCUGCUACUGCUUCCAUGAAAUCUGCUUGGAAGGGACUUGCAUCCAAGAAGGUUCACCCUUCUUGAUUGGCUCAUAUAUAUAUAUAUAUAUAUAUGAUGUAAUAUUUCUCCUUUAUUUACUUUUGUUUUGUCCUUGUAUUUCUUUCGAGCUAUAUUUGGUAAUAUGGGGAAAACCAAUAAUACCAUGAUAAAUAAUUAAUUAAGUUUUUUUUUUU